Amphibalanus amphitrite is the source of this 2275-nucleotide messenger RNA. RefSeq names its product actin-related protein 2. Gene Ontology annotation, biological process: Arp2/3 complex-mediated actin nucleation. The record is from RefSeq and is a predicted model, not a curated record. Gene Ontology annotation, molecular function: actin filament binding. The transcript is spliced from 3 exons. Bases 304 to 1488 code for a protein of 394 amino acids. Gene Ontology annotation, cellular component: Arp2/3 protein complex; actin cortical patch. NCBI's taxonomy places the organism in Eukaryota, Metazoa, Arthropoda, Thecostraca, Balanomorpha, Balanidae.
GGCUUUAAUGCACCUCAUAGGCUAACCUUAAACUCUGUCUCAGUAGAGAAGCUGGUGCAAGGGGGAGCUGGGCUGCAGGCUGGGUGUAUUCAUCUGAUGAGGGUCAGAUUUUUAGGAAACAUUAACCCUAUUCCUGGCGGGCUCCGCCGGGACAAGAAACUGGCGGGGGGGGCCGAUUCGGCCCCCCCUGAGAUCUCGAGAACGAAGCAAGAUAGCGACAAGCGGUAAACGGCAUCGGAUACGCACGGCCAAGAUCUACAAUUUUUACUAAGGUCAUUUUCAGUGAGCUGCCAGAUCCACAUCAUGGACAGCCAGGGCCGUAAGGUGAUUGUGUGUGACAAUGGCACCGGGUUCGUCAAAUGCGGCUAUGCGGGCGCUAACUUCCCGGCGCACAUUUUCCCGUCGAUCGUCGGCCGGCCGAUUAUCCGCGCCGAGAACAAGGUCGAGGGCAUCGAGGUCAAGGACCUGAUGGUGGGUGACGAGGCGAGCAAGCUGCGCUCGAUGCUGCAGGUCGGCUAUCCGAUGGAGAACGGCAUUGUCCGCAACUGGGAGGACAUGCUGCACGUGUGGGACUACACGUUCGGCUCGGAGAAGAUGAACAUCGCGCCGCGCGAGUGCAAGGUGAUGCUCACAGAGCCGCCCAUGAACCCCGUGCGCAAUCGCGAGCGCAUGAUCGAGGUCAUGUUCGAGAAGUACGGGUUCGCCGGCGCGUACGUGGCCAUCCAGGCGGUGCUGACGCUGUACGCGCAGGGUCUGCUCACCGGCGUGGUGGUGGACUCUGGCGACGGCGUGACACACGUGUGUCCCGUGUACGAGGGCUUCGCGCUGCCGCACCUGACGCGGCGGCUAGACAUCGCCGGCCGCGACAUCACCCGCUACAUGAUCAAACUGCUGCUGCUGCGCGGCUACGCCUUCAACCACUCGGCCGACUUCGAGACGGUGCGUAUGAUGAAGGAGAAGCUGUGUUACGUCGGCUACAACAUCGAGCAGGAGCAGCGGCUGGCGCUGGAGACCACCGUGCUGGUCGAGUCCUACACGCUCCCCGACGGACGGAUCAUCAAGGUCGGCGGCGAGCGGUUUGAGGCGCCCGAGGCGCUCUUCCAGCCGCACCUCAUCAACGUCGAGGGCAACGGUAUGGCCGAGCUGGUGUUCAGCACUAUUCAGUCUGCCGACAUCGACAUCCGGCCAGAGAUGUACAAGCACAUCGUGCUCUCGGGCGGCAGCACCAUGUACCCGGGCCUGCCGUCGCGGCUCGAACGCGAGAUCAAACAGCUCUACCUGGAGCGGGUACUCGGUGGCGACGCCGAGAAGCUGGCCAAGUUCAAGAUCCGCAUCGAGGACCCGCCGCGCCGCAAGGACAUGGUGUUUAUCGGCGGCUCGGUGCUGGCCGACGUGAUGAAGGACAAGGAGAACUUCUGGAUCACGCGAGAGGAGUACGCCGAGAAGGGCGUCCGCUGCCUGGACAAGCUGGGCAUGCGCGUCAGCUAAGGCUGGCGCCGCGCACGUCCGUAGAAUCGUUCGGCGCAGACGGAACAAAUUAAUCUGGAGAGGCUGAUGCGGGCGCGGAGCCGACCGCGGCCGCACAGCGAGGCCAGCACCGCGCUGGGGAGACUGCGACACUCCGGGCGGGACGGCUGGGCAGUGUAUUGCUGCCGUUCCGCAGCCGUUUCUUCGGAUGAAUAAUUUUGAAUGGAGAUGCCUUUUUGAGGCGGGAGCUUGUUAUUCGUGUGAACCAACUAAAUCUUAUACCGCUGGAGCCGAGUGAAGGCCAAAGUUUUACUUCUUCAGGUGAAAUGCACAACACAGUGAAAGUUCGUCCGGAGCGAACGCUAUUUAAGCUUGAUUACGUGGUCGCCUGGUGAAAUGAGAUAGUAUCAAUCGUGCGCGUGAAAUGAACGCCAGCGUUGCGAAUCAGGACAGACCUCGGUCGCGUCAGAUAUGCGCUGCCGCCGACCGCGGUGUCUGCUUGUAUCGAUCAGUCGUUGUUGAAUAUGCUAGUGGACUUCGGUGGCUCUGCCAAGGUUAUUGUGAUUUUGAUAUCUGCGCGUGCGCCUGAAUCAGCGUCGGCCGAGCUGCGGCGCGCCGCCUCCCGGCGGGCUGUGCGUGCUCUCUGAUUCCGCUUGUGCUUGUGGCGGGCCGGGCGGGGCGCAGCCUCCAUUCCACUGUGGACGCCCAGCCCAGUCUACUGCUCCUUACCGAGUCUACCGAGAGGGAGAGAGUCGCCGGCCAGCUCAGUACGGGCCCGCGCUUCGUAUAAUAAACACGUUGUUUCAGA